CGUGAUACAAUGUACCUGAGAGGUCUCCCAGUUACCACAUCACAUACGAGGAGUCGUGGAUUCGAUGCGAGAUCGUUAAACUGGAUACGCGAAAUCGUUUGGUUUGGUGGUUGGGAAGUUGGCGACACCGAUCGAUGGAAACGUGACGGAGUAAUGGCCGGGUUGCGUCAUCGAAGAAACAACGCGUCGGCGCGCGAUCACGAGAAACAGUCCAAGCACCACCGCGUUGCGUCAUGAGCCCCCGACAUUUCAUCUCGAGUGCAUCUUAACAUUCUUUGAUCUGUUUCCAACAUGAGCUCUCCUACCAAACGCCGUAAGAAGAAUGAUGGGUCGAGCCAAGCAGUACGCAGCUUGAACUACUUCUUCGCGAAGCAAACAGCCAAAGCGGCGACAAACGACGCGCCCCAGGCCAAAGUUGGAGGAAUUGAAGCGGUGACUGAGGAAAACAAACAUUUGACGGAUGAAGAAUUAGCUAGGAAGCUCCAAGAAGAAUGGAACAGGGAAGAUCAGCAGCGAACACAAAACCAGGAGCAAGCGAGCUCAAACGAACUCUACGAGGAGCCAGAGAAACCUGCCUUUGAUGGCGCGUGUGAAGGCGAUGCAAACUCCAAGCAAUCUCAGCCGGUAGAAGUGGAGGAAAUCCCGAAAGCGGCAGUGCCGAAGCUGACGAACACACUUACUCUGCAAUCCACCGCGUCGGAAGAAGACACAAUCACCGCAAACAUCCCCUUCGACCAGAGUCCACUCGAAUUCGAUCCCUCGAACUACAUUCCCAAUCUACAGAAGCAUUGGGUAGCAGAUGGAGGGCAUGCGACAUACGCACUGCUGACGAGAUGCUUCAUUCUCAUCAAUGGCACGACGAGUCGCAUAAAGAUCGUAGACACGCUCGUCAAUCUACUGCGCACCAUCAUCGAAGGCGAUCCCAACAGUCUUCUCCCUGCCGUAUGGCUCGCUACGAACUCGAUAUCGCCGCCGUAUAUCGACCUCGAGCUGGGACUCGGAGGAUCAGCUAUAAACAAGGCGUUGAAGAAGGUCUGCGGUCUGGAUAACGCGAGCUUGAAAACGCUGAAUAACAAGUACGGUGAUGCAGGAGAUGUGGCAUUCGAAGCGAAGAAGAGGCAGUCAUUCACGUUGCGGAAGCCCAAACCCCUGACGAUCAAGGGUGUGUUCGAGUCGUUGGUCAAAGUUGCGAACAGUAAAGGAAACGGCAGUGUAGAGACCAAGCAGAGGAUCGUUGAGAGGCUCGUUCAAGAUGCGCGAGGUGCAGAAGAAAGUCGAUACAUUGUCCGGACACUGGUACAGCAUCUACGCAUAGGUGCGGUCAAGACUACCAUGCUGAUUGCGUUGUCGCGCGCGUUCAUGCUAUCCAAACCUCACAACGCUGACUUCGAAACGCGCGAGCAGAAGGACUUGGCGAAAAUGAAGAAAGAGGAGCUGGUCGAGAUAUACAGCAAGAAUGAGGAGAUCGUCAAGGCUUGUUUUGCCCGGAGACCAAACUACAACGAUCUUAUCCCUGCGUUGUUGGAGAUCGGCGUCUGCGACGAACUGCUUCUGCGCUGUGGACUCGCCCUCCACAUCCCUCUACGGCCCAUGUUGGGCAGCAUAACGCGUGAUAUGGGCGAGAUGCUCACCAAGCUGCAAGGGCGCGAUUUCGCCUGUGAAUACAAGUAUGAUGGCCAACGCGCGCAAGUCCACUGCGACGAGAAGGGGAAGGUCACCAUCUUUUCACGACACUUAGAACUCAUGACCGACAAGUAUCCAGACCUCGUUGCUCUAGUACCAAAGAUACGAGGCGAAGGCGUCUCAAGCUUCAUCCUCGAAGGCGAAGUUGUAGCCAUUGACCGCGAAACCGGCGAGCUGAAGACCUUCCAAACACUUGCCAACCGUGCAAGAAAAGACGUCGUCAUAGGCAGUGUAUCCAUCGACGUUUGUCUCUACUCCUUCGACCUCAUGUACCUGAAUGGAGAGGAGCUCAUGAGCCGCCCAUUCAGAGAAAGAAGAUCACUACUACGCAGUCUCUUCGUCGAGAUUCCACACCAUUUCACAUGGGUCAAGAGCCUCGACGCUACAUCCGCAGACGCCGACAUAGUACAAACCUUCUUCAAGAGCGCAAUAGACAUAAAAUGCGAAGGCAUAAUGGUAAAAGUCCUCGAUAACCUGCCCAACCCCGACCUCCUCGCCGAACUAGACGAUCCCUCGGACCUGCCCUCCCUUCCCCCAACCCCCAAGAAGAAAAAGCCCGCUAAAUCCAAGACCAACCCGAAAGCGAAAUCUACAACCACACACACCCCUCCCAACGACCCCAGUACCGAGCCCCCAAAAACCUCCGGUCGACGAAAAGCCCUCCUCUCCACCUACGAACCCGACAAACGCCUCGACUCAUGGCUCAAAGUAAAAAAAGACUACCACUCCACGUCCGAAACCCUCGAUCUAAUCCCCGUCGGCGCCUUCCACGGCUCGGGCAGAAAAGCAGCCUGGUGGUCCCCGAUCCUGCUCGCCAUCCGCGACUCGUCGACCGGCUCUCUCGUCGCGGUUACAAAAUGCAUGUCCGGCUUCACCGACGCCUUCUACAAGGCAAACCGCGCAAAGUAUGAUCCCGAUGAUCCUGAAGGCGUCAAUGUGCUGGAGGCGAAGCCAAGCUACGUCGAGUAUAACGGCGGGGCUGGAUGGCCUGCGGUGUGGUUCGAGCCGCAGGAGGUGUGGGAGGUGGCGUUUGCAGAUUUGACGCUCAGCCCGACGUAUACGGCGAGUAUUGGGCUGGUGAGUGAUGAGAGAGGGUUGAGUACGCGGUUUCCCAGGUUUUUGAGGGUGAGAGAGGAUAAGAGCUUGGAGGAAGCCACGGAAGCUGGAGAGUUGGCGGAUCUGUACUGGAAGCAAGAGGCCAAGGCGCCAGUCAAGAAGGAGGGUGCUGAGGAUGAGGAUAUUGACUAAGUUUGGUUAGACGGUCGAUUAUUGGAUAUCCCUGCGUUCAGCUUUCACAAUUUACAUUCAGAGUGAACGCAAAAUUUGAGAGUUAUCGAGAUGAAUUCA
Molecule: messenger RNA, 3030 nt
Organism: Dothidotthia symphoricarpi CBS 119687
Lineage: Eukaryota; Fungi; Ascomycota; Dothideomycetes; Pleosporales; Dothidotthiaceae
Product: ATP-dependent DNA ligase
Exons: 1
Coding region: 292-2931 (879 amino acids)
Biological process (GO): DNA biosynthetic process; double-strand break repair via alternative nonhomologous end joining; mitochondrial DNA repair
Cellular component (GO): DNA ligase III-XRCC1 complex
Molecular function (GO): DNA binding; DNA ligase (ATP) activity; ATP binding
Source: RefSeq, a predicted model, not a curated record